Messenger RNA from Temnothorax curvispinosus, 2323 nucleotides. RefSeq names its product glucose-6-phosphate exchanger SLC37A2 (gene MFS16). The record is from RefSeq and is a predicted model, not a curated record. Gene Ontology annotation, cellular component: membrane. NCBI's taxonomy places the organism in Eukaryota, Metazoa, Arthropoda, Insecta, Hymenoptera, Formicidae. Gene Ontology annotation, biological process: transmembrane transport. Gene Ontology annotation, molecular function: transmembrane transporter activity. The coding region runs from base 524 to 2146 and encodes 540 amino acids. The transcript is spliced from 10 exons.
UCCGAAGAAAGCGGAGGGAGAAGAAAGACAAAAGACAAGAUUGCAUUUACCGAGAAUCUUUAUCCGGUUCCAGAAUCUCCUCCAACUGGACAGGUUAUGAUUGACAGCUGCGUUUAUUUACUACUGUCAAUUAGUUUAGGCUUCGAUUGACACUUUGCCACUGGGCUGGGCGGCUGGGCGGUAGCGGACGAACAAUCAGUACUAUGCUAAGCGUCCUGGAAGCAACGUCGUACAUGGAUAAUUUGUCGAGAGAUCGCACAAAGAGAUCUCUAUGUAUUCGUCAAUUUAGCUAAUUAAUAUAAUUGUGAUCUGAAUUAUUUAUUUUAAUCCAAUUGCAUUUUACGUACGUCAGAAUACGUAAUAAUUAAGGAUUAUUCGAUCUUGCCCGCACAAAGAGAAUUCUGCGACCAAAGAUUACAAAAAGUACAAAGCACAUUGUUUUGUUGUUCGACGAUUAGAGAUUUAAUACUCGCUUGACGAACACGGAAUACGCUUAUUCUUACUCUCGAAGAAAGUAUUAAAUAUGAGUGGACCGACGAAGGAUCUGCCGUGGGGCCUGCAGUGCGCAAGGUGUAUGUGUGGCGGCCGUUGCGAGCAUCAUCGUGUGAAUUGGAUGGCCUGGCAUCAAGGAGGCGUACUGGCGCUCACUUACUUAGCGUACACUUGUUACCAUUUGACUCGAAAGCCGAUAUCCGUGGUGAAGAAUGUCCUGAGUCUCAAUUGCAGCGAUCUGCCAGUACCCGCGGAUAUUUUAGUGAAUGACAGUAAUCGGGAUACCUGGUGCGACUGGGCUCCAUUUGACACGAACGAUGCACCGGCAUUGCUCGGCAUGCUGGACUCGGCAUUCCUAUUCGCAUACGCAGCGGCUAUGUUUCUCAGUGGAUUCAUAGCGGAGAGAGUAAAUCUGCGAUACUUCCUCUCCAUUGGUAUGCUCGUGUCAGGCAUAUCGUGCUACUUGUUCGGCAUAGCUAAACCGUACAAUAUUCAUAAUCUGUGGUACUUCGUUUUCGUGCAGGUCCUAGGUGGAGUCUUUCAAACUUCCGGAUGGCCAGGCGUAGUAACUGUCGUGGGAAAUUGGUUCGGGAAAGGCAAGCGCGGCUUGAUCUUCGGUGUGUGGAACUCUCAUACGUCCAUAGGAAAUAUAUUAGGCAGUUUGAUCGCGGCGGCGUACGUCGAGUCCGAUUGGAGCCUGAGUUUCAUAGUGCCUGGAGUGAUAAUGGGAGUAGUGGGAUUCAUCGUCUUCCUGUUUCUAAUACCGAACCCCGUCGACAUAGGAUACAGCCCGCCCUCUUCUCUCGGAUAUCGGAAAAUUGAUGUAACGAAUAGCUCGGACGAUGACUCGACUGACGUAGGUUACGAAUCUCGUAGUGUCACCGACCGUGUCAUCUAUCGCUGUGUCUACCGUGAACAACUUGCUGCCGACAAUUUGGCAAGUGAACGAUCUGAAACCAGCCCAAUGCUGUCUGGACACCGACGUGAGCAUAAUACAUCUCGUAAUAGCGCAAUUGGCUUCAUAGGUGCCAUGAAGAUACCGGGUGUCAUCGAGUACUCCUUAUCACUAUUUUUCGCGAAGCUCGUUAGCUAUACAUUCCUCUAUUGGUUACCAUUGUACAUCGCGGCAUCAACUACAUACGGUACGACUGUGAGUGCGGAUCUGUCGGUUCUGUUCGAUGUGGGCGGUAUAGUAGGCGCCAUAGCAGCUGGAGUUCUCUCCGAUUAUAGCGGGAUGAGCGCGUUAACAUGCGCCGCAAUGUUUGGACUUGCAUUUCCUGCGUUGUUUAUAUAUGACUAUAUCGGAAGUACCAGCCUAGGCGUCAAUAUAGUAUUACUACUGAUAGGGGGACUAUUAGUGAAUGGCCCCUAUGCAUUGAUAACGACCGCUGUAUCGGCCGAACUGGGAACUCAUCCUAGUUUAGGAGAAAAUUCAAGGGCCUUAGCUACAGUGACUGCCAUUAUCGAUGGAACUGGUAGUAUUGGUGCUGCGGUUGGUCCGUUAUUAGCAGGUCUGGUGUCUCGAUGGAGCGGAUGGGACAACGUGUUUUACAUGCUCAUGUGCGCGGAUUUAUUUGCCCUACUGCUUCUGUCCAGAUUAGUUUACAGAGACAUAAGAUCGUACAUACAAAGACGAAGAGUUAUUCAAAUUUAGAAUGCGAAACAAAAUUUGCAAAUUGUCGUGUAGACGCGGAGGUAUUCUUACGUCUGGAUCUGUGUACUUAUAACUUUGCUCGCAUCGUGCGACACCUAAAGAGGUGCAGCGUUUUCGAAUAAAAUUUCCGAAAAAAAAAAAAAUUACAGUCAAUAUACGAGAAAUUUAAUAAGGAAA